Molecule: messenger RNA, 5020 nt
Organism: Xyrichtys novacula (pearly razorfish)
Lineage: Eukaryota; Metazoa; Chordata; Actinopteri; Labriformes; Labridae
Source: the annotation of a GenBank genome assembly
GAGAGGAGUGUAGAGGAAGUGGCGGCUGAUCUGGGUCCGCACCUUUUCCGGUAACACAGCACCGCCACCGCUGUGACUGAACGGCUGGAGAGAGAGAGAGGGAGAGAGGGAGGAAGAGAGCUAGAGAGCGGUAAGAGCGGGGAGAAACGGCCCGGGGACAGGGGGAUGAUCGCCGCAGACAGAGGUAGGUUCUCCGCGCUUCAUCUCCUUUGUUUACGCUCGCUUUUCUGUGCGCACACAGUCUUUUCACGGAUGUAAAGUUGUCUUGUUUCUCACACCCCUCCCUUCUUUGGGCUGCUCUUGUGUCACAGGGGGGAAGAGAAGAAAGUCGGAUGAAUCAAUGACCUUUUGAGACGCAAUUCCUCUGGAUGACCCGGCGCAGAAACGCACAGGAGAGGCGCGUAUUUUGGUGCAUUUUAAAGAAGAAAAAGAUUACGCAUAGAGAUUCAUCGAGUGGAUUUGUCAAAGGGCAAGUGUGGACUGCCGGCAGCCAAGGAGGAAGUGGGAACCCCGGGCUCAGACAGGGCCUGAUUUUUAUUGCAGAAGAAAAAAACUGAAGACUAAGAAGAGGGGGAAAAAGCUGAAAUGUGGAUUUUGAAAGAAGUUUGAAAAGGGGACAUAUUUGUUUUUCUUCCUACAUCAUAGAGUAGAGAGCAUCAUGAGAAUAAAUCCCCACCCAAUUCGAGGAGGGCUCCACACACACUUCUCCCACUGAAAGCUCACCCACUCAGGUCAGCACUCAUCAUCUGAGCUCCAGUUAAGUGUAGCUGCUUCUUAUCCAACUGUACAAACUUGAAGUCUGUUGAAUAUUGACUCUUGCGUGAAUCCGCCGCUGCCGUCACGUGGAGGGCUUUCACUGUGACUUCCCUCCCUUAUUUGCUUUUUUAAAUCUCUCACAAGAGAAGCUUUGUUUUUCUUCUAAUCAAGUAUUUAUGCACAAAAAUCAAAAUGGGGAAAAUUCUGUCAAAGAUCUUUGGCAACAAGGAGAUGAGGAUACUGAUGCUUGGACUUGAUGCUGCUGGAAAAACGACCAUCCUGUACAAGCUGAAGCUGGGACAGUCAGUCACCACCAUCCCUACAGUUGGAUUCAACGUAGAGACAGUCACCUAUAAGAAUGUGAAGUUCAACGUGUGGGAUGUAGGCGGCCAGGAUAAGAUCAGACCGCUCUGGAGGCAUUACUACACGGGCACCCAGGGCCUGAUCUUCGUGGUGGACUGUGCCGACAGGGACAGGAUUGACGAGGCCAGGCAGGAGCUCCACCGGAUCAUCAACGACCGUGAGAUGAACGACACCAUCAUCCUCGUCUUCGCUAACAAACAGGACCUCACAGACGCCAUGAAGCCCCACGAGAUCCAGGAGAAGCUGGGCCUGACCCGCAUCAGAGAUAGGAAUUGGUACGUUCAACCCUCGUGUGCGACAUCAGGGGAUGGACUCUUCGAGGGCCUCACCUGGCUUACCUCAAAUUACAAAUAUUGAUGUUUCCUGUCACCAGCCUGGACAUUUGGAGGCACAAAAGUAGCUGAGAUCGAAAUGCAAUCUGAAGCAAUUAACACCUUGACCUCUCUGCUGAGUGCAUUACAAAGAGAGUUGCGGUUAUAUUUUGUUUAUUUCCCUUUUUUGAUAAUGAUGAUUUCACUAUAACCACAGAUUUCAUUUAGACAAAAGACUUGUUUUACUUCUGGUUUUCUUUUUUUUUCUAGUUUACUUUGGUUCACAGGCUGUAUAAUCAGUUCUUCUUUCAAAUACAAUAAGCUUAACGUGGUUCAACUCUCUUAGCUUUCUUACUCUUAUUUUGUAUCAUGUCCCCGAUGGGAUUUUUGGACACUCGAUUCAAGUGUCGUUCAGUAUUUUCAUGAACCAGCUACAUAUCCAAAGGAUGGAAAAGAACAGAUAAACCAUCACCUACAUCAGCAUAUCAAUCUUGUGGCUCAAACUGCCUCUGUACUGUGUAAGAAUGUGUGUUCUGGAUGUGUUAGGACCUCGGUAAAAUAACGGUUUUCAUAAUUGAUUGUACCAGAGUGAUUGAGGAACCAUGUCAGUGCUUUUUUUCCUGUGCUGUGAUCACAUCCACCAGAACUGCCACAGCGGUUUAUUUGAAAGACACUAUGUGGACGCUGGAUAUUCACACCCACUCACACUGUGAUUGAAUACUUUUUGUUGGUUCAGGGUCUCGAUCUGUUACCACCAGUCUUAUUAUUGCCUUUCUGUCCUCUCUAUGAGCUUCCAUAACUCUGUGUAUUUGUAGUUUCAGCUGCCUUAAAAAGAGGUUACAGGUGCCCAAAAAAAUCAAGACAGCUACAGCUGAAGGUAUGCUCCACUGCUGAGUUUGCACUUUGGGAGGGAAAAAGGGGGGGGCGGGGUCACCAGCUCGCUGGCUGUGCACAUUGACUGACUUUUGGACCCCAGCAAAUGUUUAAAAAAAACCCAACCCCCCUCCAGCUCCAGUGUAGGUGCUUCUUCUUUUCUCUCUUUUUUUAACCUAACAAUGUCAUCCACCUGUUUGUUUCGGGUUCACUCACACACCAGCUUUCUGUUGAUAGUUUCAUGGUUUCUGCUGUUUCAUUUUUGUUCUUCUUUUGCUAUGCUGAUGAAAUAAUAAAAAAAUAUAUAUCCAGAUCAGUACAGAGGUGACACCUUCUCAGUAAAGCAGCUGCAUUCGAGGGGAAAUGCGUGCCUCUCUUUUCUGAUGUAAAUGAGGAAGUGAGGGUUCCAGGCGUUAAGAAUUGCUUGAAAAAAAAAGAGACAAGUUUGAUCGAAACUGUGAAGUGAAGUGAGCCCCAGCCUGUUUCCUCGCUGCACAUGCAUGUGUGACUCACUGGCAGUGAAUAAAUGAUGACAUCUCCGGUUUCAAAGAAGUGAUUGUCAGGUUCAGGCUUUUGCUCAAGGUCUAAAAGUAUCAGUUUGUCACACAAGGAGCCAAAUGUACCAACAGAUUUGUUUUUUUUCAAACAGAAGAAACAUUAAAUAGGAGAAAAAGAAACAAAGAUAAAGGGACUCUGGAAAUUCUCAGUGUAGUUUUACAUCUUACGGUUCAAACAAAGGGGACUUUCUAAAGACGAUCAUAUGCUUUGAGAGGCAGGACGUGACGCAUUUCUAACCAACCGAAUAAAAAUCAUCAGCUUUGAUGAAAGCUUUGUCCUAACUUCACGGUUGUGUAACUGCUGAGGUAAGGGGGACAGUUGAGUGAAAAGGCUUUUACUUACCUGGACUAUGAGGCACAAAUUAAAUGUCAUUCAAACUGCUUAAAGUUUAACAUGUUUCCAGAUCAUACAGAGUGAUAUCUGUGUGUGUGCGUGCGCUGCAGGUUAGCUUCCCUUUUAACUGCAUAAAAGAGGCGUGUGUGUGAUCUCUAUUCUUGGUGACAUCGCCUCAUAAAGUCAGGAAGUGCUUUGAAAGAACAAAAAUACUUACGGAAACUGUUGGUUAAGAUUAAUUGUAAAGAUUAGCAGAAAUACUGUAGAAGUAAAAGCACAAUAAUCGCUCUACGUUUUUAUGAAUACAUUGCGCUAAAGAGGUGUUGGAUGGCAGUGUCCAGGAGAGUCACAGUCCAGGAAUUUCUCCGCAGGAAUCCCUGCUCUCUGUCUCUGUAUUUGCUCUGUGCUGUUUGCUCUGUAGCUGCUAAUCUGAAGUUUGACCUGUUGCUGUGCUGAGAGCGGUGUCGUAUAUGUGAGGUACAAGGACAGGCAGUACAGCUGAGGCAGAAACACAAAUGUCACAGCCUUUUAUCUCUCCUGAAACUGCUGUGUUUGUUACAAGAAUUCCUCCUUUUUUCAGAGCACGCAAUUCUCAUGAAACGACUUUAUUUGAACAGUUGAGGGCAGGGCCUCUGCAGUGUCAGGAAUAAUCGUGUUUACUCAUUAUUUCCAUUCAUGACUUGUAUUGUGUAAUUCCACAGUGAAAUCUAUGAACAUGUCUUUUUUUCUCAGGAGAGGAAGUGUGUAAAGAGAGGGCGGUUUGAAGCAGCUCCUGAUGUUACAUCAGCGCUGAGUCGGUGAAUCAUACUGCACAUGUCAGAGGCCUUUUGUACAGCUGUCAGUGAACUCAGCAGCAGAUGCACGGCGUCAAACGCUGUCGGAUUCACCUGUGGCCUUCAGUGAUUUAAGGGAUAGUAGGUGUUACGUAGCACAUCAAAGGUUGUGGUUAUCAAAGUGUACACUUUACCCUCAUUCACAGACAUUCCCUUCAGUUCCUCCUCAUUUUCAUCGUCAUCAACAGUCACAUCAGGUCUUCACAAGUGAUGCUCUACAAAUGUGCUUCCUGUGAGCGCUCUCUUAGAGAAAUCUACUGCGGAUGUGUUGAAUGAAAGUCAGACCUGCUUCAUUUUCAGUCUCACACUGCUAUAGCCUCAAAGCGCUGCCAUUGUGUAUCAGUGGGUGGGGGGAGGACCGGACUAUUGUACGCCUUUUGUAGGGGGUAGCUUCAAACAAUACUUUCAAACUGAGCUUAUUGCAGUUCCUCUGUUGUUUGUGUACUCAGGCGUUCCUCUUUGAUUUUUAUCUCUCUGCAGUUCUUCAUUCGUAGAUCCAGCAAAUAGACAGUGACGGAUCAGCACGAGAAACUCAUAAACAAGUCAUUUAAACUUUAUGUGGAUUAUUUGCCUCAAUUAAUGAAUGACUGAUGUGAAACCUACUAAAAACUGGAUCGGGUUAUCAUAGUCACACAGAGGCCAACACUCCAGCUGUGUUUAUGGUUGUGAGUCAUGUAAAUUGAGGGCUUUUAUUGAUUACUCAUUUGGUCAGUAACCAAAAAAAUCAAGAAGUACCUGGCUGCAGACAUAUCAGAGCUCUUGAAGAAAUCUGCGAUCAUUAUAAUCUUAGCUUUUGUAUUGGUAGUAUUAAAGGGAUAUUCUGACGUAAAAUUAAUUUAGAGUCAAAGACAACAACACCGACUUAGACACUCCUUCGAGAGAUGAAUGUUGCCGACCGCUUGCUUCUCUAGUUAUACUGACUUUAGUAAUGACCGCACGAUAGCAAUACACAGCGGUCUGAGGACUCAUUAACAACCCUCAACCAAAACGCCA